This is a messenger RNA of Felis catus (domestic cat), 651 nucleotides long. RefSeq names its product histone H2B type 1-C/E/F/G/I (gene H2BC8). Bases 222 to 602 code for a protein of 126 amino acids. Gene Ontology annotation, cellular component: nucleosome. The record is from RefSeq and is a predicted model, not a curated record. The transcript has 2 exons. Gene Ontology annotation, molecular function: protein heterodimerization activity; structural constituent of chromatin; DNA binding. Lineage: Eukaryota; Metazoa; Chordata; Mammalia; Carnivora; Felidae.
AUUGGAUUCUCUGGAAGAGUUAGUUUUUUAGUCCAAUAAAAAAGCACGUUUGCAACGCUGCUUUUACAUGCUAUUAAUCUAUUGGUCAGUUUUGGUCCAAUCAAAAUUCAGACUUUUGGACCCUCAUUUGCAUAUACGUGAUAUAAAUACUCGGGAUACUCCCCCCCCCCUCACUCUUUUCCUUGUUGGUCACAACUUUUCUGCUUUUGGUGUUGUUUAUCAUGCCUGAGCCAGCGAAGUCCGCCCCGGCCCCGAAGAAGGGCUCGAAGAAGGCGGUGACCAAGGCGCAGAAGAAGGACGGCAAGAAGCGCAAGCGCAGCCGCAAGGAGAGCUACUCGGUGUACGUGUACAAGGUGCUGAAGCAGGUGCACCCCGACACCGGCAUCUCGUCCAAGGCCAUGGGCAUCAUGAACUCGUUCGUCAACGACAUCUUCGAGCGCAUCGCGGGCGAGGCGUCGCGCCUGGCGCAUUACAACAAGCGCUCGACCAUCACGUCCCGGGAGAUCCAGACGGCCGUGCGCCUGCUGCUGCCCGGGGAGCUGGCCAAGCACGCCGUGUCCGAGGGCACCAAGGCCGUCACCAAGUACACCAGCUCCAAGUAGACUCGCCGAGUAAGCUUCUUGUUAACCAACCCCAAAGGCUCUUUUCAGA